AUGGGCCCCGACACGGUUCUUAGCAAAAAUGAGGAAAAGUUCUUGGAAGAUUGGAUAAUCAACCUAGCAAAAUGUGGAUUUCCACUUAAGCCAUCUGACCUUCUGAACACCGUUCAAAAAAUCAUAUUGGAGGAGAAAAACCGACACAACAUCCUUAAUUGUCCCCCAGAACUCCAGAGCGACUGUCAAAAGGACGAGCAAUCGUUACGGAGGAAGUACCUCGAAAAUGGUGCUGAUGGUCAAAUUCUACCGCCUUUAGGCGUGUUCCCAUAUGUGCGCUCUCCACCAGCUUUGGUGAAAAGCAUGCCGGACAAAUGGGUAUUGAGAAGAUCGGAGACUGGUUGGAUGCGAUCCGAAUCAUUUUUCGAAAAUGUGGCCAACAGUUUCGUUGACUAUCUUUCUGAAAACAAUAUUAAGCGGGUAGUAUUAUUUUUGGUCGAUGGUCAUAAAUACCAUCUUACCAUGGAACUGAGCGACUUCUGCAGGAGUAGUAGGAUAAUUUUAUAUGCACUUUAUUCAAAUAAAACACACAUUACUCAGCCAGCUGAUGUGGGUGCAUUCAAGGGGCUUAAAAGUGACUAUAAAAAAACGGUUCACAAAUGGCAGAGCAUUCCAGCAAAUGAAAAUAAGGCUGUGACGAAGACCAACUUCUGCGAACUUCUAAAAGCGGUGCUGAACAGCACAGACACGACGGAAAGCAUUAAAAACGCUUUUAGAAAGUGUGGAAUUUUUCCAUUCAAUUUAGAUGCUAUCGAUUUUGCUGAAUGUCUGGCCUUAGCAAAAACUUAUUUUGAGGCACAGGGAAUCGACUUUGCAUCUGUGAUGCGAAUUAUAGACAAAGUUCAGAAUGAACAGCAGCCCAAUCAACCGAUUGCUAGUAUUGAAGAUGGAACAGCCGAAUUUCAAGAAUUGCUAGAUGAAGCCAACAUGAAAGUUGAAAUUCCCUAA
Molecule: messenger RNA, 948 nt
Organism: Eupeodes corollae
Lineage: Eukaryota; Metazoa; Arthropoda; Insecta; Diptera; Syrphidae
Exons: 3
Coding region: 1-948 (315 amino acids)
Molecular function (GO): nucleic acid binding
Source: RefSeq, a predicted model, not a curated record